Molecule: messenger RNA, 1246 nt
Organism: Paramecium sonneborni
Lineage: Eukaryota; Ciliophora; Oligohymenophorea; Peniculida; Parameciidae
Source: the annotation of a GenBank genome assembly
AUGAAUACAUAAACUAUAUCAACAAGAUAACCAUUAUCUUAAAUUGAUUUUAAUAAGGAUUUGGACAAUUGUGGUACAACUCCUAAACACAAAUAAUUCAAAACUGCUAUUACUCUUAAUAGUGAUUAUAAAAAUAAUCAAAAUUACAAUGUUCAAUUUAAGGUCAAAUAGUAAAAUCAAACUCAAGAUUAGACUAAUAUUAAUAAUGCUAGUAGACUUAAUGAAAACAAUACUAUUUUUAUGUCACCUGCUCCAUUACGUAGAAAUACUUAAUUUCAAAUAUAAUAACAAUAAUAGCAAUAAAUAACUUCACCUUUAUAAAAGAAUUAUAGUUAGAAGCACUUUCAACCUAAUUCUCCAAUCACUAAACCAAACAUUUAAUUUCGAGGAGUCUCUCAAUAACCAUUAAAUUAAAAUGUUUCUCAUACUACAACUUUAAAAUUAGAAUCCGAUGUAUAAAUUCUAAAGAAUUAGAAUCAUGCAUUAUAAUAAUAAAUAUUUUAAUUAGAAUCUAAUAUAUAAAGAGGGAAUAGCACUUAAUUUAUUAAAGAAUUAGAUAACAAAAUCUUAAUGCUUUCAAAAUUAAAUGAAAAAUUAAAUUAAGAUAAUCAAUAACUAUUAAAAAUAAGUAAUAUUGAAUAACUUAGAAUGGAGAGAGAUCAAUAAUCUAAAAAGUUAUAGGAAUUAGAGAUUCAAUAUGAUAAAUUAUUAUAACAAUUUGAAUAAUUUGAUUGUGAGAAAUUGAAAGAAUUAGAAGAAACAAAUUAAGAAAAUAAAUUAGAAAGUUUAGUGAUGGAUCUAGAAGAAAAGAUAACUGGAUUGAUAAUAGAGAAUGAAAAAUUAAAUUAACAGAUUUAAGAAGAUGCAAAGAUAGACUAAAAUUUAGAAUAAUUAUAGUUAGAAAUAUAAUAAUAGUAGAUUGCUUAUUAGAAAUUAAAACAUGAAGAAGUUCAAUAUCGAUUCAAAUACGAUACAACAAAUUACAAUAAGAAAGUAAGUAGGAGAGAUAAAGGAAGUGAUAAUAAAGAAAAAGUGUUGGAGAAUGUAUUUAUAUAUAAAUAAUAAAAUAAUAGAUUAAGGUCUUAGAAGAGGAGAAUUUAAAAUUAAAAGGAUUAAUUAGAGAAGUGGAUUAUGACGAAGAGAUUAAAGAUUUGGAGGAUAGGGUAUAUUAUUAAUUAAUUAAUAUUAGAUUCGUGUGAUAGCAUAAGAUAAUCGAAAAUUAGAAAUGUAAUUGUUACAAUAAUGA